AUGCUUUAUCGUAAACCCCCAUUUAGACAAUCCAUCCACACUCCACACGAUGUGAUUUUCUUUGUAUCGCUUCCACAUUUUCCGAGCUCGUUUUGCUACAAUCUGACACCACCGAACAAACAAUCACACACACACACUCAGCCACUUUUCUCGCUGCUACAUCCAGAAGCAGGUGGUACGAACACAUCCACUGGAAGUCCAUCCUCUUCCCUUACCAGUGGUAGUGGUGUGGGAAAGUUUAACUUGUUUGCGAAGAUUACGGAAAAGUCGGAUGAUACCAAGAGGCGUGAGCGGGACGCCGAGAAGCGUCGAUCGGCCAUUGGCAUACCGAGCAUUAGCGAGCUUGAUCGGGAGGCGGCCGAGAUCGUGCACAACGGGUACGGUGGUACACAGUCGCUGGAGGCACCGACCGACAAGCAGAAGUCGACCAAAGAGCUCAUAUCAAAGUUUGAGGCAACGAGCGUCCCGGUGGCGGGUAAGGUAGCGGCGUGCAGUUCGUUUGCAGCGAGGAAGGAUUAUUUUGGCGUAGAGUCGGCUAAAGCGUCUCCGCCGACAACAACGCAACCUUCCGUUGCUGCCGUGACCAGGAUUAGUGAGAAACCGGCACCAACACAAUCGAUUGUGAAUGGUAGUUUGCAGCAACAGACCGCGAACCCGACGACAACAACGACACCAACACAAGCGCCAACUACGACGCCAACACAAACACCAACAACUGCUACAAAUGGCCUCGCAAAAACGGGCAGCGACAAGAACCUACUAGGCCUGUGGACCUGUCCGUACUGCACGCUGGAAAACCCGAACUGGCGCAUCAUCUGUGAGGCGUGCGAGCGCAUCAAACCGUACGACAGUAAGCUAAGCAUCCUGGAAGAGCCACCACUAAGACCGAACCAUCCGCUAAAACGUCCCAUCCCCGAGGUGAAGAAAGCGCAGACAAACGGUGUCGAUGUGAACGACAAGCAAGCGGAACGUGGGUUGAAGUACUUCCUGCCAAAACCGCAGACAGCCGUCCCAGCCACCAACGGUACACUCAUGGUGAACGGUGACGAUCGUGCCUCGCUAGUGCAGCGAAAGCCAAGCUACGGCCAAACGAAACCAAUGGCGUCACCCAAAAUGGGCGUCAAGAGUCUGAUGAACCGGACCGUCCAUCCAGAGGGCGCUACUGCGUCAGGGCCAAUGUAUCGGAACUUUAAUGCCAUCCCUGAGGGCUACAAUGGAGUUACUGCUACCGUUACUGCCGUUACCGAUGGAGGCAGUAAUAAGUUUGAUGAUCAAAAGCUGAAAGAGUGUCACUCCAGCAACGGUCCAGUGGCUCCACUAGCCUCACCGGAACCGACCACCGAGAAGGAAGAUCCCGUGUACGGAGCACUCAGCAAGCCGUACUCUCCCAAGGAUCGUGUUAACAUUGAAGAAAUACGUAAUGCUCGCAUUGCCCGCUUUGGGGCAGUGGUGGAGCCGGAACAACAGCCGGAACAACCAUCGCCACCAAAAACCAAAGAGCAGCAAGAUCUGGAAGCGCUCGAGAAGGAAAAAGAACGCUUGCGCGAGAUGAUCCGUGCGAUGAACGCGAAAGCGCUGGCGGAACAGUACCCGGUCGUGCAGAAACCUCCCAGCAAUAGCAGCAGCAGCAGUCUGAAGCGUGACUCACCGCUGGUGCAGCGCAAAAAUGGACUCACCUCGGGUAUACCGAUCAGCACGAAGAGCCUUAGUCCGGUGCCGGCGAGAAGGGUGAGCAGUCCGCUGAUGGCACGGAAAGCGGCAUCACCAGCGGCAGCGGCUGCAAUACCGGAGGACAGUGUCGGGAAAGAGCAGAAGACUCCAGCGGUGCCAACUGUAGAGCUAGCGCCCAUUUCUUCGCCAAACACGGGUGCAAUCAGGAAGACAUCGUUCCCAAGACGUACGUCCGAUGCUGAGGGUAAAAUCAUCAAUCAGGACAGCUUGCGAGGCACAAUUCCAGCCACGGUCGUUGAGAUCAAUCAACAACCACCACCACCACCGGCUGCCUCCCAGCUAGUGCUCACGAACGAUGUGCAGGCGCUGCACGUCGAACCGAUGGACGAGCAGCAGUUUGCAAGGGCGGCAGGAACGCGUCAGCCUCACCCAGAUCAACCGCUCAGUUCUAUUCCAAGACCGUCGGGUGUUCCACUAUCCCCACGGUUGCAGGAUCGUCACCGCAAGUCGUUGAUGGAGAAGCAGCAGCAGCAGCAGCAGGAUGAAAAGCUAAAGCAACUCUCCGUUCAGUUACGAUCGCAGCAGGGUGUGGAUCGUUUCCGCAGCACGUUGCUGCACACACCGAACAGUAUCGGAAAGACGGGUACGCUGGCGCUGAACAAGCUGCUGCGGAAUCUGGAGCAAGCGAUCGGCGAGGGAGCGCACGAUCGGGCGGCCGAGUUGGCGAUGGAUCUGGCGAGGAUGAAGGUGUCCCUGUCGGUGACGCGGCAAAGCCCGGGUAGACCGAACUCUUCGUCGUCGGGAAGUUUGACUGAUAUAAGUUUAAACGUUUACAUCGAUGAUAAGGUUUCACACAAGGGACCAAUCCGUAUGACGCUGGCUGCCUUCGCGACCCUCGCCCAACUGAAGGCCAAACUGUGCAACGAGUACCAAAUACCGGUGGCGGUACAACGCUGGCGUUGUGACGAUCAACCGCUAGACGAUGACACUAGAACACUCUACGAUUACGGUAUACAGACGAGCGAUCGGACGCUGUUUGUGUACAUCGUACAGCCGGCCGUACCAGCCAAAGAUCCGAAGCCACCGCUGCUGAAGCAGCAAAACUUUAGCAGUGCCGAGAUCAAGCUCCUGUCCGUAUCGUCCGAAUCGGACGGUGAGCAUUCAGACACACAGAACGACGAAACUGUGCUUGGUGCUAUAGCACUCCCUAAAGCAGCUCCAAGAACUGCUGUUACUGUGCCAAAGUGCGAAAUCACAGUGGAGAAUACGUCCAGCGCCAGUGAGCCCGGAUGGGCCUGCCCGAUGUGCACCCUGAUAAACCCACUCGAUCGUCCCGGGUGUGCGGCAUGUUCCGAGGCCCGACCAAGCCACCUCCGCCCUCCGUCUCCCGUCGAACAGAUCACCGUGACGCCGGAAGAUUUGACGCGCUAUCUCGAUCAGCAGCCACCGCUCGCGCCGGAACGCAGGACCAAAGAGCCGACGAUGCACGUGCAGCUGCGCGUCCCACCGAUCGAGACGCGGAACGAUCUGAAUCGCAUCUCGUCCAAUCGCAAAUCGUCCGACAUCUUCAACAUACUGCACGAUGAGAGUAAGGGUCCGCCGACGCUCGUACCGCCACAAGCGCCUUCCCUAGCAACAUGUUCACCGCCCGUUCCGAAGCCUCGCACCACCGAUCUCAUCCGACCGGAGCACAUCCAGGUGCCGGAACAGAGCCGCAUCGUUAUGACAGCGCUGGCCACGCACCGCAGUCCCAACAUUACCCGCAGCCAGUACCGGGGCGUCGAUAACUUCAAUCCCAACUCGAGCGGCAUGGUUAAACCGGAACGGCCCAUGAUCACGACGGCCAGCCCGAUCGUGCGGGCGGUGCUGCUGAAGGGUUCGUCCGGCGAGAAGGCUUCCGCCGUGCGGUUCGGUCGCAACGGGCUCGCCCUGCCCGAGGAUGGGUCGGACGUGACGCCCAACCACUACACCGAGCUGGUCAAUCUGGACAAUGCGGAUCUAAUUGCGAACAUCGAACCGUUCGAGUGUCCGAUCUGCUUCGGUGCCUUUCAACCGUACGAGGGCAUCGUGCUGCGGGACUGUCUGCACUCCUUCUGCAAGCAGUGCCUGAUCAGCACGAUCCAGUACAGCGAGGAUGCGGCAAUACGCUGCCCGUACAGUGACGCCGUCUACAGCUGUGAAAGUGUUAUACAGCAACGCGAAAUCAAGGCUCUUGUCAGCAAGGAGCUGUACGAGGCGCAUCUUGCCAAAUCGAUCCAGCAGGCGGAAAGCACGAUCGACAACACGUUCCACUGCCGGACGCCGAACUGCCGCGGCUGGUGCAUCUACGAGGACAAUGUGAACCAGUUCAAGUGUCCCGUCUGCCGGAUUGUCAACUGUCUGACGUGUCGGGUUAUUCACGACGGGCUCGACUGCAAACAGUACCAGGACCGGAUGAACAGUGACUGUGAUACUAACUUAGAGGCGCGACGCACCAAAGCAAUGCUGCAGGAGAUGAUCGAGAAGGGUGAAGCACUGAAUUGUCCCACCUGUCAGGUGAUAGUAAUGAAGAAAUGGGGCUGCGAUUGGCUCAAGUGCUCGAUGUGCAAGACGGAAAUUUGCUGGGUAACGCGCGGCCAUCGCUGGGGACCGGCCGGUAAAGGUGAUACGUCCGGUGGCUGUCGGUGCGGGGUGAACGGGAUCAAGUGCCAUCCGAAGUGUAACUACUGCCAUUGAACAUUUUUCACAACUAUACACCAUAGAGCUUACAAGACUAACGCGAGAACACAACAGGAAUCAGUAACGAAUUAGUGCAACUCCCCCGGCGAGAGAAAUAAAUCCUCCGUCGAGGAGUUACUUCGUUAGAACUUAAAAUGGAAAAAUGGGCUGUUGGAGCAUGCAAAAGUUAAUAGGAAAAUAGUACAGAAAGUAUGUGCUAAUUACAAAGAGAAGAAUAAAUAAAACAGCUAGCAAGCAGUUUUUAGAUAUAUGUAUAACCCAACGAGAUCACACAGUUUGAAGUAUCUCGUCAGAAGAGGAGUUCAAUAAAACACAGCCCUUUCAAUUCUUUCAACGUGACCGAUGGUAGAGGAAAUAAAAUUUCUUUUGACAGUAAAAAGUGUA
Molecule: messenger RNA, 4773 nt
Organism: Anopheles arabiensis
Lineage: Eukaryota; Metazoa; Arthropoda; Insecta; Diptera; Culicidae
Exons: 6
Coding region: 1-4386 (1461 amino acids)
Biological process (GO): proteasome-mediated ubiquitin-dependent protein catabolic process; protein linear polyubiquitination
Cellular component (GO): LUBAC complex
Molecular function (GO): ubiquitin binding; ubiquitin-protein transferase activity
Source: RefSeq, a predicted model, not a curated record